This is a messenger RNA of Lethenteron reissneri (Far Eastern brook lamprey), 2639 nucleotides long. It is a transcript of the gene WDR43, whose product is annotated as WD repeat domain 43. The record is from RefSeq and is a predicted model, not a curated record. Gene Ontology annotation, cellular component: nucleolus. Gene Ontology annotation, molecular function: protein binding. Gene Ontology annotation, biological process: maturation of SSU-rRNA from tricistronic rRNA transcript (SSU-rRNA, 5.8S rRNA, LSU-rRNA). NCBI's taxonomy places the organism in Eukaryota, Metazoa, Chordata, Hyperoartia, Petromyzontiformes, Petromyzontidae.
CCCGUCGUGCUUAGCAGCACAUGCGCCUCGGCCCAACACGUGGAAGAAGGAGAAGUAAUGGCGGCGUCGGCGGUGGCGUUGUGCGCCUACUCCUCGGACCCCACGAAAUGCUUCGCCGUUGCGUCGCCCGAUGGCCGCGUGUACGUGUGGGACGCGAGUAGCGGCGCACUUCGGCACGAGUACGCGCCCAGUUCGCAUCUGAGCGCCACGUGCAGCUGCCUAAGUUGGGGCCCUCCGAGAAAGUGCAAGGAUGCGCCGCAGAGGAAAAAGCGGCGAUCGGAGACGACGGGCAGGCUGGCCGAGCUGGACCUGCUGGCGAUGGGCACAGCCGUGGGCAGCGUGCUGCUUUACAGCACCGUCAAGGGGGAACUACACAGCAAGUUGGAUGGCGGGCAUGACGGUCGAGUGAACUGCGUGCAGUGGCACCCGGAGACAGACUCGCUGUACAGCUGCGCUGAAGAUCAGCACAUAGUGGAAUGGAGCGUUGUCUCGGCAAAAGUCAAGUGCAAAUGGAAAGGGGACAAAGGAGGCGUGAGCUCGUUGUGUUUGAGUCCUGAUGGGAAAAGCCUAAUCUCUGCUGGUCGAGCAAUCAAACUGUGGGAUCUGGAGACGAAGAAAUUACUCAGGAAGUUCACUGGUCACGCCACGACAGUGUCCUUAAUGAUGUUCGCCACCACGCAUCCACCAAAUGACAUGGAGUCAUUCGACGGCAUAACGGGUCUCUACUUCAUCACGGGCGCAGCUCACGACAGAUUCCUAAAUGUCUGGCAAGUGAAGGACGACAACAAGAAGACGCCUGCCGUUGCUCUGACGCUCACCGACGAACCCACCUACGUGGACCUGGUGCGGCCUGAAAAAAGUGACGAGCCUAUGAAGGUUGUCGUGGUGUGCAAUGAUGGAAAACUUCAUAUAUUUGAAUAUAUCCUCAAUGGUACGUGCAAGAAACCCUUGAAGCCCAGCUGGUCGCUGCAGCUGGUCACGCAAGGCAAAGACGAGACCCCGAGGCCCUUGCCUGUCCUUGCCGCUGCGUUCUGCGCUGACCAGUGCUCCCUCAUGCUGGCGUACGGCCCCAGCAUCCGCCCAGUGCUGGAGCGCGUGGCAAUCGACAAGUCUGAGAGCAUGGUGUGCCUCGUCCGAGACGAGCCGACGCGCCUGGCGAUAAAGAUGGAAACCAAAGUCACGAAGACCAAGACCCCCCUGGUGCCUGGGAAGGCCAAGGUGUUGGCGCCCGGUGUACCGGGCCACACGAGCACAGCUCAGGCUGUGGCGGUGCUGGAGAAAGCGGGGCGUGGCAAAAAGCGGAAAGGAGACCAGGGAAACGAGACGGCCACACCUGCAGAGUUGAGCCUGGAGGAGCGCUUGUCGACCAUGCAGCUGGGCAAGGGCGGCAGGCGGCCGGGUGAGCAGCCGCAAGCGGACGGCUUCAGUGUCCUGCUCACGCAGGGUCUGGAGAGCAACGACAGCGACAUCCUCAACAAAGUCCUGCAGACCAAGAACGAGAUCGUGAUCCGCAACACGGUGCAGCAGCUCGCCAUCCACAUGAUCAUGCCUCUGCUGCGAGUGCUUACAAAGAGAAUACAGAGCCAUCCAUUCAGCGCUGUGAUGACCAUGCGGUGGGUGAGGGCCGUGCUGACCAUCCACGCGUCUUACUUGGCGGCGAUUCCGGAUUUGGUGCAGCAGAUGGCAGUGCUCUAUCAGCUGAUGGACAGUCGAAUCCGCGUUCACCAGAGGCUUGCGCAGAUGAGCGGCAAGCUCUGCCUCAUGAUGAGCCAGCUGGACGUCGCAAGGAAAGCAAACAUUGGGAGUGGUGUGCAGCAAACUGCCCAACUGGUCUAUGAAGAAGAAUCAUCAGACGAGGAGGUGUCAGAAGAUGAACUCAUGGGAAAAGAGGAGGACUCUGACAACUGGGAGGAGAUUGAGGAGCAAGAGGAAGGAGGAGACGACUCCGCCACCGAGAUGAACGCCGUCGAAAAGGGAGAACAUUCUGAUGACGAAGUUGCCGAGAGUGAUUGAAGAGCGAUAGUCGGGUUGACGAUUGAUGCACCAGUGAAAGUGGACUCUACUUCAUUCAACACAAUGAAAACCAACAUCUCCCCCCCUCCCCGACGUUGAUGACAUUGUGGGUCCGACGGAUGUUGGUACAAACUCUUUUAAGACCUGCCGAAAUUGAGUUAUAGACAAUGAAGAUGCCUGAACGUACAGAGUAUUUUUAUCUGCCCAUAUCUGCAAGUUUUUCCAAAUGCAGCAUGCUUUUUAAACAUUGUUUAAGGAAUUAUUGCUGCACGCUGGGCUGCAUACAAUGCCUACGCAUCAAUGGGAUAUUGCUUUUCAGUAAGCAAGUAAUGGAUUUAGAUGUCUUUAACAUUUUAAGGUUUCAUGUUGCUGAAGUUUGACUUUGUAAAAUCUGUACAGAGAAUAAACCGUAUGGAGCGUUGCAUUCCCCAAGAUUUUUUUUUUCCCUCGGUCAUCACAUUUUUGGUUGCUUCAGUGACCUGCAAGGUAAUUUUUGAGUUAGAAAGACCGUAUCUUGUGUUUCACAUACCUUACCUGACUGACAUGCAGCAGUUCAAAAUAACGACGCAUUUUCGGUGAACUUUAAAACGAUGUUUUGAAAUAAACACCGUCUUGCGCGCCUUAAA